Messenger RNA from Parasteatoda tepidariorum (common house spider), 2829 nucleotides. RefSeq names its product malonate--CoA ligase ACSF3, mitochondrial. The record is from RefSeq and is a predicted model, not a curated record. Gene Ontology annotation, molecular function: medium-chain fatty acid-CoA ligase activity. Gene Ontology annotation, biological process: fatty acid metabolic process. Lineage: Eukaryota; Metazoa; Arthropoda; Arachnida; Araneae; Theridiidae.
UUACGUCUGCUAGCCUUGGCCAGGAUUUCUACUUUUUAUUUUUAUCAUGCCAUCUACUUAGAUUUUAUUUAAACUUCUAUUUAUCUACUUAAUUGAAUUUGCUUCAGUAACAAAAUAAAUCACCUGUGCCAAUGCUAAUAUUUACUUUUAAUUUCAAGCUGUAAAGAUAAAUAAAUAAGAUAAAUUUUCUUCGUUUAGUUAACUUAUAAGUUAUCUCUUUCUUGUUAUAUAUUUUAUUGAAACUGUGAUAUAAGUAUAUCGGUCGCUGAUAAGAUCUUAUCAAUAUUUAAAUACCUCUUUCGUUGUAUUAUUAAAAGGAUUAUUUUGUAUUCAAAUAAUUCAUUUGAAUUAAAAAUGAGCACAUUUCUUCGCUAUUUUUCAUGUAGUGGAAAAGACAGAAUUCUUUCCACUUACAGACGUUACUCGAAACAAAAUUUUAAACCAUUUUAUGAGAGCUUAUUUGAACAUUCCCAAAACGUUGCUGUUUAUGAUACUCAUGGAGCCUAUAAAUACAAUGACAUUUUAUCUGCAAGCUAUUUAAUAGCACAAAAGAUCAAAAAAAUAUUACCUGCUCAAUCUGGUGAGCGUGUUUCUUUCCUUUGCACUAGUGAUGCUACAUAUGUAUCAGUGUUUUUAGCAUGCUGGAUCACUGGUAAUGCUGCUGUCCCCUUAUGCCCAAGUCAUCCAGCCGCUAUGCUAGAAUAUUAUGUUGAAAAUUCAGAAAGCAAAUUAGUUAUUGCCAAUGAAAAAUAUAUAGAUCCUAUGCAAAAUAUAGCAACAAAAUUAAAAUCCUCUUUUCUUUGUGUUGAUAGAGAUGUGUUUGCAUCAACAUCUUCCGUUAGUAAAUCAGAUUUGUUAAAAUCAGAAUUUUUUUCGUGGGAUUCUUCUUUCCAAAAUAAAAGAGCACUUAUUAUUUAUACUAGUGGUACCACAGGUCGUCCAAAAGGAGUUGUUUUAACUCAUGGUAACCUAUUCUCACAGAUAUCUGCUGUUGUCAAGAGCUGGGAGAUUGAUUCCAAAGAUUCAAUUUUGCUUUCUCUUCCUUUGCACCAUAUUCAUGGUAUAAUGAAUGGUUUUCUCUGUCCUUUAAGAUCUGGAGGUACACUAGUUAUGCAACCUAAAUUUGAUGCACCUGAAGCAUGGAAGUAUUUUCUUAACCUGGAUAGUACAAAACCUCGUGUUAACCUGUUUUUUGCAGUCCCAACCAUGUAUGCUAAAUUACUUCAAGAAUACAAUAACAGUGGUUAUAAUGAAAGCUCUUCCAGAGACAAGUGUUUAAAAACAAUGAGAUUAAUGUCAUCUGGUUCUUCUUCGCUUCCCGUACCAGUUUUUCAACGCUGGGAAAGUAUCACCGGUCAUACUCUGCUCGAAAGAUUCGGAAUGUCUGAAAUUGGUAUGGCCACUUCUAAUCCUCUGAGAGGUUUAAGAAUGCCUGGUAGUGUAGGUAAUCCUUUGCCUGAAGUGGAGGUUAAAAUUGUUAAACCUGGUGAAGCUUCUGAAUCAAGUGACUUAGUUAUAGGAAAUGAUAAAGAGGUUAAAAUACAACCUGGUUGCGAAGGGAAAUCUGGUGAGCUUAUGAUAAGAGGUCCUAAUGUUUUUAACGAGUAUUAUAAUAGACCAGAAGCCACUGCUGAAUCUUUUACAAAAGACGGUUGGUUUCAGACGGGUGAUACAGCAUGUUACGAAAAAGGAGGUUUUAAGAUACUUGGAAGAACAUCUGUUGAUAUUAUCAAAAGUGGUGGAUACAAGAUAAGUGCUUUGGAAGUGGAAUCUUGUUUGCUUCGUCACCCUGAUAUUAAAGAAUGCACUGUUUUAGGUAUUGAUGAUGAUGUUUGGGGUGAAAGGGUAGCAGCUGUUCUGAUGUUUAAUGAAGGAAAACACAUUGCAAAUGAUGAGCUCCGAGCUUGGUGCAAGAGUUACAUAGCAGGAUAUGCUGUUCCAACUGUCAUAAAAAAUGUGAAAGAAAUUCCACGGAAUGUUAUGGGAAAAGUUAAUAAAAAAGAACUGAGAAAAGUUUUUGAUUCACUUUAAUGUAAUAAAGAGUCAAAAAUUCUUAUUACUUUUCCGUGCCAUAGAAAAAACGAACAAACAAGAGUUAACAAAAAUUCUUGUUUCAGUUUAGUGUAAUUUUUAAUUGAGAUUUUAUUGAUUACCUCAGAUUUGUUGUUUGAAACAUAUAGAUGUGUUUAUAACUUUUGAAAAAUAACCAUUGAUUUGUUUGCAAUGGUAGUUUUUCAUAUUACUUGUACUUAAUUUUUUUUAAAUAUUUGCUUAUAGUAUAUUUUUUUAUUGUAUAAUAAAGAACAAUUAUUUUUUAUAAAGUUAAUCACCGAGAAUCAAUCAUCAGUUGUAUUUUAUAUGCUUGUUUCGAGGAAAGGUCCAUUUUGACAAUAUUUAAUUAUUGAUAGAUUUUAUGUUCUUAAAUUCUCAACUGAAAGCCAUUUUAUAUACUAGUUAUUUAACAUCAAAAUUUUGCACGAAAUUAUUUUAAUAAUCUUUUUUAAUGCAUUUGAUGCCUUAAUCUGGUUAUUUUUCUGUUCAAACUUCAUAUUACUAUUUAUUUUUAUUUACUUUUUUUAUGUAAGGAGUUUAUUAUAAAAAGUUUGCUUAAGAUGAUGUGGUGCUGUCUUUCUUGAAAGAUUCUCAAAAAUCUUUUCGGUUUUGCAGAUCAAUCAAAAUUUUUAAAAGAAAUUUUCUGAAUCUGUUUAGGUCUUAAACAUUCAUCAUGUUUCUUGUUUAUUACAUAGUUUUUAAAUGAAAAAUCUUUUCAUGUAAAAAAUUCAUAAAUUGACUUUUUAGAUAAAAACAAUAUUUUUAUCUAAAAAUAUU